AUGCUCAAGCAGCUCUCUGUUGCCGCCGCCCUCGCGGCUGCUGCCGUCGCGCAGAGCACUCCCAGUCUCGCUGAUGCUCUGAAAUCGUCGUCCGAACUGUCGACUCUCGCGGGUCUCGUUCCUCAAGAUGUUCUCCAGACACUCAGCAGUGCCAGCAACAUUACCAUCCUUGCGCCUGCAAACUCUGCUUUUGAGAAAGUCAGCCCUCAGGUGCUGUCUUCUCUGACUGCUAACCCCGGUGCUCUUACUGCCCUCCUCCAGUACCACGUCCUCAAUGGAUCAUACCCGUCCUCUGCUAUCCCAGACGAGGGCGCUUUCGUUCCUACGCUCCUGACUAACAUGACGUACACCAACGUCACUGGUGGCCAAGUCGUACACGCUACGACUGAUGAUGGCAAGGUUGUCUUCUACACUGGAGACCUAAGCAACUCGACCGUCACCACAGCCAACGUCAACUUCACCGGCGGCGUAAUCCACAUUAUUGACACCGUCCUCACCAUUCCCAGCUCUGUCUCCGACACCGCCACAGCCGCAGGCCUAACUUCUGUCCGUGGCGCCCUCGUCUCCGCCAACCUGGUCGACACCGUCAACACCACUCCCGACGUAACCGUCUUCGCACCCACCAACCAAGCCUUCCAGAACAUUGGUUCUGCCCUUCCCGGCCUCUCCACCGACGACCUAACCAAGAUUCUCACUUACCACGUGAUUGCCGGCACAGUCGGAUACUCGACCCGCCUCGUAAACGGCACCUCCAUCGCCACCGUCAACGGUGCCAACGUCACCAUCACCAUCAACGACGACGGCAUCUUCGUCAACAACGCCGAGGUCGUCAUCGCCAAUGUUCUCGUCGCCAACGGCGUUGUCCACGUCAUCGACCAGGUCCUGAACCCCAACAACAGCACUAUUUCCAACGAAGACGGUGGUGUCCCCGCAUACUCGGGUGCCACUCCUGUCUCCAAUGCUCCUUUUACUUCCGGCCAGCCUACCCCUUCUGCCCCUAUUGGCGGUGGUGCCGGCGCUGGAAACGGUACUCGUCCUACUGGUACUGGCUCGCCUACUAGCUCCUCGGGACUCCCACAGGCUACUGCUAAUGCUGCGCCUGCGCUUGCUGUGUCUGGUGGACUUGCUGCCGUGCUUGCUGCUGCUGCUUUUUUCUUGUAA
Messenger RNA from Bipolaris maydis ATCC 48331, 1161 nucleotides. RefSeq names its product FAS1 domain-containing protein. The record is from RefSeq and is a predicted model, not a curated record. Gene Ontology annotation, biological process: macroautophagy. Lineage: Eukaryota; Fungi; Ascomycota; Dothideomycetes; Pleosporales; Pleosporaceae. Gene Ontology annotation, cellular component: fungal-type vacuole membrane.